Messenger RNA from Carassius auratus (goldfish), 3016 nucleotides. RefSeq names its product protein FAM184A-like. The transcript is spliced from 17 exons. The record is from RefSeq and is a predicted model, not a curated record. Bases 1 to 2475 code for a protein of 824 amino acids. Lineage: Eukaryota; Metazoa; Chordata; Actinopteri; Cypriniformes; Cyprinidae.
AUGAAUGUGAGAACAGAGGAGACAUUGAGUGUUUUGGUCGUUUUGUUGAUUGAUUUGUGUGUGUAUCUGCAGGAACUGCAUAAACAGUUGGAGGAGGUGACUAAGGACACGGAGAUCGUGGAAAUCAGACAGAGGGAGGCCGAGUGUGAGUUGGAGGCAUCCAGAGACCGAGUGCAGCAGCAGGCCACAGAGAUCCUGCUCAAAGCCAGUCAGAUCGGGAGCCUGCAGGCCACCCAGAUGACUCAUGAGGCGGUCAUUCGGGAUCUGGAAUCAGAAAAGUCUCGUCUGAAGGACAAGGUGUUGCGUCUGGAGGAGGAACGAGGGGCGUUGCAGAAGAAAAGUCAGACGCUGGACGAGAGGCAGAGGCAGCAGAUCCUCUCCUUAGAGAAGUCACUUCGAGAGGAAAAGCAGAUCUAUGAGAAGGAGCUCAUGAACUUGCGUGCCAAAUAUGAGGAGGAAACUGCUCACUUUAAGGAUGCCCACAGCCGGGCGCUGGACGAGAUCUCGAGGAAGCACCGGGCCGCUCUAGAAAACACCCAGAGCGUCUCUGAGAAAGAGAGGAACCGACUCCUGUCUGAAAUGGAGGAACAGUUUGAGAAGGAACGUAGCUCUCUAGAGGAACAGAAGAGUCUUUUACGAGAGGAACUGGACAGUCUGCGAGAGGAGCUCGCAGCCAAACUCAACAUGGCCAACAGUGAGGUGAGUCGACUCCAGGAGCUGGUGAAGCAGGGAGAGCAGGGACUCAGUUCUGCUGAGGGACACAUCUCCAAUCUGAAAGAUGCCCAGAAGAAGCUUCUAGAAGAGCUGGACGCCACGCGAGCAAGACUCCGAGAGACUAGCAACCUCCUAACAGCCCUUCAGGGAGAGAUGGAGUCUCAGAAACAACAGCACGAUGCCAAACUCAUCGCUACCAAAGAGGAUGAGAAGCUCAAGAUGGAUAAGAUGGCCCUGGAGCUCGAGCUGAAGUGGACCGAGACACUCCGGCAGGAGUGUAAGAAACUGCGUGAGGAGCUGCGUGAAGAGCAUGAGGAGAAUAAAAGGUCAGCGCUCACUCAGCUGGCACAGAAUAAAGAUCAGGAGAUGUGCUCCGCCAGAGAGAGCUGGCAGAGGAAGGUGGAGGACCUUCUAGAACAGAUUUCCUUGCUGAAACAGAGCCUGGAGAUGCAGCUUUCCCAGUCCCAGCAUUCCCUGCAGCAGCUGCAGGCACAGUUCAGUCAGGAGCGAGAGCACCUGGGACAGCAGCUGCAGGAAAUGGAGCUGGAGCAUCAGCGCAGGGAGCAGCGGCUGCAGGAAGCGCACUGCUGCGCUAUGCAGGACAUGCAGGAAGCCCGCCAGCACGACCUCAAGGAGCUUGAGGAGCGUCUACGGCAGCAGCACCACAUGGAGCUUCAGACUCUGCGAGAGGCUCACAGGCAGAACAUCGAGACUCUGAAACAGCAGUCAGAACAAGAGCUGCAGACCCUCCGCUUCGAACUGGAGGAUGAGGGCAAGGCCAUGCUGGCAUCCCUGCGUUCAGAGCUGAACCAUCUUCACGCAUCAGCCAUUGAACAUAUGCGUCAAACCCAUCAACAGGAAACAGCAGCUGCCAAACAGGAACUGGAGAACGCUCUGGAAAAGAGCAGAGUAAAGGAAUGUGAGCUUCUGAGCCGCAUCUCAGAUCUGCAGGAGGAGGUCAGUCGCAGGAAGAAGCACAUUGCCGAUCUGGACCACGAGAUCCACACUCUGAACGAGAACAUCAGCACUUUGACCAAGGAGCUGGAACUCAAAGGCAAAGAGGUUUUGAAGAUCCGUAGCGAGGCCAAUCAGCAGAUCAGAGCUCAUGAGCAGGACCUGUGUAAGAAGCACGAGCGUGAGAUGGCCGAGCUGAACGCUCUCCACCACAGAGAAACACAAAACAUGCUGUCAGACUUCAACAAGGCCCAGGAACUGCUGAAGGACAAGAUCUCUGCCCUGCAGAUCCUGUUGGAGGGAACAGAAGACAAAUUCCGGAACAGAGAGAGCAGGCCUGAAGAUCUGCAGACAAUAGCUGAACUGAAGGAUAUGGUGGCCGAGAGAGAAUCUUUGGUCAAGAAACUGGUGGAUGACAAAAAGUUUUACCAGCUGGAGCUUGUCAACAGAGAGACCAACUUCAACAAAAUAUUCAACGCAAAUCCUAAUGUUGGUGUCAUUAACCCUCUUGUCAAGCAAAAGCGAAAGAACGACAAAUCAGCUACCCGACUCAGCAGCUCGGCCAAUCUUAGGGCCAAUGUGGAAGCUUCUGGGACAGGGAGCGGCCAGCCCCAGCCCAACCGCCUCGAGCCCAUCCCCAACUCCCCCAUUCACCAGCUGGAGCCUAAAACAAGCAAACCCCUGCCCCCACCAACCCCUCUCACCGAAGCCAAGAAACUGACGAGCCCUCCUGAAGGAGAAGAAUCACCCGUCACCUCUCCAGACCCCCAGAGACAAGAGUGGUUCGCGCAGUACUUCUCCUUCUGACUUUGCAAUUAAAGAGCAUGUUGACCAAAAAAAAAAAAAAGAAACAAAAAGUGAUAUAUUAUUUGACGACACAUCCUUUCAUUUGGUCUUUUUUUCUCCCCACUGUGAAUGGGUUUGUUGUUUUUACAGUGAUGAUAGGUAUGUUUGACAUUUCAUUUACUGCAGUUUCUAUAGACUGGUGCAUACGCUGCUAAUUACUAUUUGUUAAAAGAGAAAAAAACAACAGUAUUGUCUCCUCUGUAUCUAAUUUUAGAAUGCCACCGUAAUGACUUUGUUACAGCUGCAUUAUCAAUUUUGGUAGGAUUAAACUGUUUGUAUGGAUGUCUCAACACAGAUAUAAUGAUGUCUCACUAAUUUUAAAAUAAAUGCAUAUUUUAUAUUUAUAUUACUGGUGUAUGCGUAAGAAUAAAUAAUUAUUGUGACAUUUAAUGAAGUGUGUCUGUUAUGUGAGUCAACUUUUACCAUUUAAAGAAAUGAAAGCAAAAGAACAUUUGAUUUAAAAUGCCUGUAUUUUCAUAUACAUCAACACAUAUUGCUCUGA